This is a messenger RNA of Colletotrichum aenigma, 597 nucleotides long. Its product is annotated as 60S ribosomal subunit assembly/export protein LOC1. Lineage: Eukaryota; Fungi; Ascomycota; Sordariomycetes; Glomerellales; Glomerellaceae. Gene Ontology annotation, biological process: intracellular mRNA localization; ribosomal large subunit biogenesis. Bases 1 to 597 code for a protein of 198 amino acids. The transcript has 2 exons. Gene Ontology annotation, molecular function: mRNA binding. Gene Ontology annotation, cellular component: nucleolus; preribosome, large subunit precursor. The record is from RefSeq and is a predicted model, not a curated record.
AUGCCGCCAAGCAAGACGAAGACGAUCAAGAACAAGCACGCCCAGAGGGGUUCCGGUAUCAAAAAUUCCAAGGAAGCCUCCAGGAGCGGCCCUCCCGAUGGCAUCGUUAGGAAAUCGAAGGACACCCCGAAGGGGACGAAGCCGCUGAAGGGUAGCAAGAAGUCUGGCCUCGAGGCCCUCUUGAAGAAGCGCAAGAAGAAGGUCUACACGGAGAAGGAGCUCGACAUUCCCAAGCUCAACACGAUCGUCCCCGCGGGCGUGCAGAAGCCGAAGGGCAAGAAGAAGGGCAAGGUCUUCGUCGAUGACAGGGAGAGCAUGAACACCAUCCUCGCCAUGGUUCAGGCCGAGAAGGAGGGUCAGAUCGAGUCCAAGAUGAUGAAGGCGAGACAGAUGGAGGAGAUCCGCGAAGCCCGCAGGGUAGAGGCCGAGAAGAAGGAGGCGGAAAAGAAGUCGAAGCUGGAGGACACCAAGGAGUCCCUGCGCAAGAAGCGCAAGCGCAAUGCCAACACCGAGAACGACAACAACAUCAACGACAUCGCCGUCGCCGGGUCCAAGGCCAUCAAGCCCAAGAAGAAGAAGAGCGUGUCGUUCGCGUAA